This is a messenger RNA of Ipomoea nil (Japanese morning glory), 3876 nucleotides long. RefSeq names its product putative late blight resistance protein homolog R1A-4. Bases 118 to 3234 code for a protein of 1038 amino acids. The record is from RefSeq and is a predicted model, not a curated record. The transcript is spliced from 5 exons. Gene Ontology annotation, biological process: protein folding. NCBI's taxonomy places the organism in Eukaryota, Viridiplantae, Streptophyta, Magnoliopsida, Solanales, Convolvulaceae. Gene Ontology annotation, molecular function: alpha-tubulin binding; ADP binding; ATP binding.
UUUUUUUCUUGCAAAUAUUGCCCUGGCUUCCUGUACCUCUCUCAUUUCUUCUUUAUCUCCACAAUUUCAACUUUCUCCACUCUCUGCAAAAUUAGCUCUUCUACAGCACCACCUGCAAUGGCUUUUGCUGCUGUCACCAUUUUAAUGGACACUCUCCACCAACACUUCCUCCAACCCACACCUCCAUUCCCUCUUCGCAACAAAACAAAGCUCACUUCUCUUCACACAAAUCUUUCUUCUUUGCAGGCCUCUCUCGAACAAGAUUUCAAGGUGGGCGAGUACGAUGAAGCAUUAAUCAAAGGUUUGGAAGCACAACUGAGAGAUGCCUGCGUUGAACUAAGGUUCCAAAUUGAACACUAUUUGACAUUGUUUUAUCUAGGGAAAUCCAUGAAGGUUAGACUUCACUCUGCUCAGAAGCUUCUCCCAAUCUUGAAUCGAGCAAUUAAAGACAUGAAAACUAUGGAUUUCAAUUCUAUGUUGCGUAUCCUACCCAAGCACUUCAUGCUGCCGGUAUCAGGCAUGCCGGCUCAUAUAAAGAAAAGGGUCAAAUCCUUUUGCACACAGCAUCAUACUAUCUUUUAUCGUCAUAACAUCUAUUACAAAAAUUUAUAUAAAAAAGAAGAGAGUGAUGCUGAAGAAGAGAGCAAGGAUGAAGAAGAGAGCAAAGAUGAAGAAGAGAGCAAGGAUGCAGAAGAGACUCAAGAGAGCAAAGAUGAAGAAGAGAUCGAGGAUGAAGAGGAGGGUGAAGAUGAACAAGAGAUCAAGGAUGAGCAAGAGAAAAAGGGUUUACAAAAGAGUAAGGAUGAACAAAGGAGGUGUAUGUUGUAUGAAGCAGAAAGUAUAAUCAGACAAGAAUUGAGAGAAUCUUAUCUCAAUAAAUACAUGAAGCAACGGAUUGAGGCUAGGCAAAGGAUUCGUGAAAUCGUCACGCUAGGAAUUAAGCUCACAUCUUACAUCAAGAAAGAGAUGUUGAAGCUCAAGAAUGCAAAAGACCAAUCCAAAAGCUCACAAAACAACAAUGCUGCUGCUUCUCCUACAAGGCCACAACGCGACAAUAUUACAGUUGGUGAUUCAUUGCAGCAAACUACCAAGUCUGCAAUCAAAAUGUUGGGCUGCCAUGAUGAGUUCAACAUGAUAAUGGACAAGCUGAAGCAGCAAUCCUCAAAACGAGAAAUUGUCUCAAUUGUGGGGAUGGGAGGCAUCGGUAAAACCACCUUAGCUAGAAAAAUUUAUGGUGAUGCUUCAAUCAUUUCUCACUUUGAUUGUCAAGCCUGGGCUACUAUCUCACUGGAGUAUAAUUCGAGACAAGUGUUCCAAGGCCUUCUUCAUUCUCUUGGCCCAGGGGUCUGUAAAAACGAUGAAACUAGCAACACAGAAUUGGCUGAGCUAGUCUACAGAUGUCUAAAACAUCGAAGGUAUUUGAUUGUUAUAGAUGACAUAUGGAGUAUAGAUGUUUGGGGUGAUUUACAGAAAUGCUUCCCGGAUGACAACAAUGGAAGUCGAGUCUUAUUGACCACUCGACUAAAAAAUGUAGCUGCAUACGUUUCUCCAGAAGACUAUGAGGCUUAUGAAGAUGUGAUUGUUAACUUUUGGGUUUCAGAAGGAUUUCUAAAGGUUUUGAGGUUUGAGAGGUUAGAAGAUGUGGCAAGGAAGUCUUUACAAGAUCUUGUAGAUAGAAAUCUUGUUCUAAUUUGUGAACAGAGAAAUAUAAUAGGUGGAUUAUCAAAAGCAUAUAAAAUGCAUGAUGUCUUACGUGAAUUAGCCUUGAGAGAAGCACAGAAGGAGAAUCUGUUAUAUUCUAAGCAGGGUAAUGGCAUGGGUUUGAGGUAUAAGAGUAUUCCGCCAGUAAACUCUUCUCGUAUAUCUCAACCAUGGAAUACUCAAUCAAGAAUUUGUAGUUACAAGUGUUUAACUCGUUCUAGCAACACCUCUUCAUUCAUUGAUAUAUACGGCUAUACUAGGCUGUUGCAUAUGCAUUCUAAGUUCUUAAGGGCAUUGGUGCUACAUGGAUUCCUUGAUAUUUUACUGGAGAUUGCAGGUCUAGUUCAUUUGAGAUGGUUAAAAAUUGCUUGUGACUUGAAUAUCUAUUCUCUACCUUUGUUCAUGUUAAGGAAUCUACAGAAGCUAGAACUUCAUAGUUAUUCAUCCUGUGAUUCCCUUGAUAUCUGUGGAUUACCUCAACUAAGGCAUCUCUUUAUUAGGGAAGGCAUUGCAUUAGUUCCUCCAAGAUCAAUUCAUCAUAAUUUGGAGAGGAUUAGAUUUUUGGAUUAUAGGAGUUGUACUAAGGAGCUGUUUGUGAGAAUCCCCAAUCUAAAGACAUUGGGAGUUACUAGCACUCAUCAUUCAGAAUGCAAAGCUCACAAUUGGUUUGAAAGCCUUGCCUAUUUAUAUAAAUUGGAAGAACUGUUGUUUUGUGGCAUUGAUCUUCAACCGGAGUUUAGAACUCUUCAUUCUGUGGGGUUACUGAGCCUAGAUAAUUUUUUGCCAAAUCUUAAGAAGUUGCAACUCUUCGAUACGAAUUUAAGAUGGAAGGAUGUGGAUCUUAUUGGUACACUAUCUAAGCUCGAGGAACUCAAAUUCGGAGCUUGGUCUGUUCAUGGCCGAAAAUGGGAACCUAGAGAUGGAGGGUUUCAUGGAUUAAAGUUCUUGGCCAUGACUAGUUGUCAUCUACAAUGUUGGGAAGCCACUAGUGGUCAUUUUCCUGUCCUCGAGUAUCUAGCCUUCAUGUACAUGGGUUACAACGGUGUAAAAGAGAUUCCUACUGAUUUUGCAGAUAUAGCUACUCUCAAGUCAAUCAAUUUAAUUGGAUGUUCAGACCAGUUUAUGUCGUCUGCCAAGCGUAUUCAAGAAGAACAGCGAGAGUACGGAAAUGACACAUUAGUUGUGCAUAUUAUUGCAAAGUGUCUUGAAGAGAGAUGCUACAAAGAGGACACACCAAAUUGGUCAAUGUUAUUGCAGAGGUUUACAAUGAGUUGCUUUGCAUGUGUAAGGAGCAAAUGUGCCUCAAUUGUAAUGUUCCAUGGAGAUUUGCCAUACUCUUCAAAGGAUAUUAUCAGGAAGUUGGAAUCCUCGAAUGAAGAACAUAUAAUUGGUUCUGGGGGAUUUGCGACUAUAUACAAGCUUGAAAUGGAUGAUGGGAAUGUAUUUGCUUUGAAAAGAAUUGCAAAAAUUAAUGAAGGUUUUUUGAAAGGGAACUUGAAAUUCUUGGAAGCAUUAAGCAUAGACACCUGGUAAAUCUGCGAGGAUAUUGCAAUUCUCCAACUUCAAAGCUGUUAAUAUAUGAUUUCUUACCAGGAGGUAGCCUAGAUGAAGCUCUGCAUGGGAGGUCUGAUUAAUUAGAAUGGGAUGCACGACUAACUAUAAUCAUGGGAGCUGAAGUUUCGUAAACGAAGCAACAUUAAGUUUUGAUGUGUACUGAUUGGCUUUUAUGUUUCUAUGUAAAGGUAUUUAGUAAACGGUUUCUAAUGAAAUUCUUGAGAAGUAUCUGAUAUCUGCAUUGAAUGGGCUUAUCAUAUUUGCCUAUUUUCCCAUUCUGGAAAUGAGGGACGAGUCUGAAAAUGAAAUAUCUUGGUAAUGGUAAAUAUCUCUUCUUUGAACUAGGGUUGGUAAAUAUUGUAUCUUAUUAUGAAAAGGUUGGUUGGUUGAUCAUCCCUUUUACAGAAAAUAGUUGUUCUGUCAUUGUUUGGAAUGCCAAUUAUAAUUGUCAUGGCAGUAAAUUUUGUGGUUCAAAGGUACUCCAUAGGUAUAAAUUAUAGUAGAUUUAGAAUAAGAACAAGAGUGUAUGGGCUGUAAAUGAUUUGACCGCAACAUCUAUUUCCUACUUUUGGGAUGUGUAUUCUGUAAACUGAAUUCUUAAAUGAUAUAUGGUUUUCACUU